CGACGACAAGGCUCUAUUCGACCGGACCACCGACCACCGUCAUUUGGCGACACAGCAGCUCAGCCGUCAUGUUGCUGACAUUGGCAUAUGCAAACGGCACGUCACAGCACCUGCGCGGUAUCUAAUUCUGGUCUUGAUAUGUUGCUUAAGAAGAAGUGGAUGCCCAGUUGCGGGGGACGAGACUUGAGCCUCCAACUUCAACCAUCAAUAGUCCAUUAUGAAGACAUUUUCCAGCCUCGUAGUUGCCACAUGCUGGCUGUUCGUGGCCUUAGCCCACGGCCACACAGUACUCUCCUAUCCAGGAUGGAGAGGCAACACCUUCAUCACAAAUGAGACGUACCCCUUCGGGAUGCAAUGGACCUACCCAUGUGGCGGCCUCGGCGUGACGCAAAACAGAACCCACUGGCCCAUCAGCGGGGGCGCCCUCGCCGUCCAACCGGGCUGGAACUCGGGACACAAGACGGCGCUCAUGUUCAUCAACCUCGGCCUCGGCGAGUCGCCGAAGAACUACUCCAUGGUCAUGGUGCCCCGGUUCCAGCUGACGGGGCCCUCGAACCAGGAGUACGAGGGGACGUUCUGCCUCCCACAGGUGCCGCUGCCGGCUGGUGUGACGCCCAAGGAGGGCGAUCUGGCGUCAAUACAGGUCGUGGAGGCCGCACAGCAUGGUGCGGCGUUGUUCAGCUGUGUCGAUAUUAUCUUUACGGAAGACGCGUCAAAGGUUACCCCAGUGACAGCGGAUAAUUGCUUCAACUCGACGAACCUCAAGGUUGAAGCGGCGACGCUCGAGACGAAUUCUUCGCCCAUUACUGACCCAUCGGCCCCGGCGACCACGACAACUACUACACCGAGCGCGUCUCCAACUAGUGGAGCUCCUCGGCUGACGUCAAGCAUUUUCGGUCUCUUAGCCAUAUUGUUGUUUGUUUGAAAGCUCUGGCAGUCGA
Colletotrichum scovillei is the source of this 941-nucleotide messenger RNA. RefSeq lists its product as uncharacterized. Bases 218 to 925 code for a protein of 235 amino acids. Lineage: Eukaryota; Fungi; Ascomycota; Sordariomycetes; Glomerellales; Glomerellaceae. The transcript is spliced from 3 exons. The record is from RefSeq and is a predicted model, not a curated record.